AUAGAGUAAAUGUCAUUUUCGGUCCCUAAUCAUUUGUUCGAUGAACUUUUCAAUUCCUAAGAAAUUUAAACAUCUAAAUCGGUCCUUAUCUACUUUGAUAUAUGUACGUUUCAGUCCCUGUCUACUUUGAGUAAAUGCUCUUUUCAGUCUCUAACCAGGGACUAGAACGUACAUAUAUCAAAGUAGAUAGGGAUUGAUUUGGACUGUAGAACAUACCAUUGUCUGAACGAACUGCAUGGUUGAAGAGCAGUUUCUCUAAUACGUUGGGCGACUAACACAACAUACUCUAGGAUGGGAGAACUAGUACAGCUGCAAACUGCAUGUAAUGUACCAACAAAAAAUCAUAGAAUAAAUAGCCAAAUUGGUCUCCGAAAGAUAACCCAUUCUUCAAACGAGUCCCCGUAAGAAAAAGAUAAUAAAAUUUGUCCCCGAAAAAUUUAAAAUUGGUAACGUUAGUCCUUCCGUCAAAUUUCCGUCAAUUCCGUCAGUGACGCCGUUAACUGUUGCUUAGGUGGCUGUCAGUGUGGCAUAUGAGCAUGCCAGCUUGGCGCAGAGUGGCUGGUGACAAGAUAUGUUUCCAUAUGUAUGUCAAAUUAGUCAUAGGUUUGUAAACUCUAAUCCCCUCUUCGUUUAAAAUUGCCAUUGUUGUUGCAGCUUGAGAUUGAUUCUGCAGAGGCCGAAAAUUCAUGACCGAUUGCACGAUGGGUAGCGUAGGUGGGGGUCGCAGUCGACAAGUGUCGCAAUCACACGGAAGCCAUGCCUCGAGCUCUUCGCUGCGGUGGCGGAGGAAGAACUCCGACCAAGUUUGCUUUUGUGGGCUGAAGACAGUGAUCAAGAAGUCUGGGACAAGAGAAAAUCCUGAUAGAUUGUUCCAUGCUUGUCCAAGAUACCGGAAGGGCAGCCACUGCAAUUACUUUAGGUGGGCUGAGGACGACGAGUAUGAAGGAUUAGAGCACUUAGGAGAAGUUAAAACUGAUGCACAAAUGGAGAGUGAUGUUGCUUUGUUGAACCAUAACAUAUCUUGGAGAAUGAUGACGUUAGAAGCUGAAGUAAAAGCACUUAGGAUGCAACUGUAUUUUGGAUUAAUAGUUGUGAUUGUGGUUUUUAUGAUUAUGUGUAUGUUCUUUAGUGGGAAGUGAAGCAGUUACUGUGAAAAGGUGAAAAGGAUGAUGCUGUGAACCUUUACAGUUUUCUGUUGUU
Molecule: messenger RNA, 1200 nt
Organism: Arachis ipaensis
Lineage: Eukaryota; Viridiplantae; Streptophyta; Magnoliopsida; Fabales; Fabaceae
Molecular function (GO): zinc ion binding
Source: RefSeq, a predicted model, not a curated record